This is a messenger RNA of Opisthorchis viverrini, 4148 nucleotides long. RefSeq lists its product as hypothetical. The record is from RefSeq and is a predicted model, not a curated record. Lineage: Eukaryota; Metazoa; Platyhelminthes; Trematoda; Opisthorchiida; Opisthorchiidae. The transcript is spliced from 11 exons. Bases 1 to 3975 code for a protein of 1324 amino acids.
AUGACUUUCCUGUCACCAAUCACCUUCUCGGAACCAGAAAUUCAGAUUCUCCACAUCAUUGUUUCACUACGUAAGGAAAAGAACCUGAAAAUGAUAGCCGCUGGUUUAAUAACGUACAACAGCAACAACUAUUCUUUUGAAGAGCAUCGUAAUUUAACCCUUGGACCAAUCAACCUCAAGGCAAAUCAGGCCAUUAUGACCGAAUUCGCGAGCAAAUUGUCAGAACCGAAAACCUGUCACCUAAUGGCAAGCAAACUGCCGUCUCCUUACACAAGAAGUGGGAGAAUAUUCGCAUUCAUAUCGUCCAGUAAAAUAAAAAGAAUGAAGUUUCAAGUGGCAUUUGUCCCAGUGAGGUGUUAUUUGAAUCUGUGGUCACAAACAGUCGAAAAAAUGAAGGAACGCUUGUCUGGCUCACUUAAAAUAACACCAAUAAUCUCCUUAUCCAAAAGCGUUGCAUCUUGCUCCAAGCUUCCUGCUAGCAUAACGAACAUGCGCUGUUUGAUUUAUACGCCAACUAAUCUGAGAAGAAUUCCUGGGUCCCAAUUCCUGGCAGAUUAUUUCAAACCACCAGAGAGGGAACACGCAAUGAUUGGGCGUUAUUCAUUGAAGUCAAAUUAUUUAGUGACUGAGCGGGCCCAAAAGCUAGAAAUCGCGCUUUCAUGCAAAAUAACCAGGAAAACCGCGGGAACUGUGCCGUCACAAAUUCACAGUUGGACUGAAAUCCUCAAGAAAAAUUGCAAGACACAAGGAAGUUCGACCCCGUAUACAGACAAGUUUGCUGUCGCACAUUAUUCCUGUUCGACUACAAAUGGCUUUGUCAUGCCUUACGCGGUACAGAAAUGGAUCCCAAAUACUUCUUCUAGGCCUAAAACAAGUCAUCUAAUUCAAGGAUCAUAUUGUACGGUGGAACUAGACACGUACAAAAUGGACCGGAUAAGCGCAAUGGAUCCACCGUCCCCGGAAAGACACACACUUAGCACAGCUGAUAGAGAAGAUACAUUGGUUCAUGAUGCUUAUGUGACGUUAUCAAAUGACAGACUCUUUGGCAAUAAUCUGCUGACCAAUCAAAGGGAACCGUUCAAGUCUCUGGCUUUGCCAAUCACAUACGAACAACGCAACGAAAUCCGUUCAGCUCCAACAAGUACCAUACCUCAAGAUCAGAUCUAUCUUCGGCCUAGCCCUCCUACGUUGCAAGGGAAUAAGUUGUGUCGAAGUAGACCGCGGGUCAAAAGUCAACAACAUGGCAAACAGAGCGUUGUUGCCCACUUCAGUGAAACCGUUCAGUCGCAAGACUGGCAUUUCACAGAUCAAGGAAGAUUAAAAGAAUACCCAAACCACCAUUUACAUGAAGUUCCAUGCAACUCCAGUGACAUCCUAUUGAACACCGAAGAUGAGGUGAGCGAAUCGCGCUGUGAACGCCGUUCCAAACACUGGGUACCUGCAGAGCGAGAGAAGGAGGGAAAUUCUAUUGAACAGGUACAACGCUUUGGUGACAGCAGUGAUAUGUGCUCGAAGGCUGUCAGUUCAUACAACGAGGGCCCAUACGAAACAGAAAAACAGGCAAUAUGCCGGGAAACCAAGUGGUCCACAGCGGAGUCAAGAGCCAGAAAAAAAUUGACCCAUGAUUCCAAAGGUCGGGACUCGCACUUCAAAAAGGCUAACAGGAUGUCAAGCACAUCCAGAAGCUCUUCACGCUCAGAUUCAAGCGCUCCAAGUUUCAGAAAACCGCGCAAGAAAGAAAAGGGAGAGCGAAGACAUUCCUAUACAAGAAGGUCCGUUAAAAGUCUUUUACGUCAAUAUGAACGUUUGACAAAGCAGCUGGUUCAAACAAAUAAAUCGAUUGUCGAAGCCUGCGGUAGAAAAAAAAUCCGAUUUGGUCAAGCGAUGGAUGAGUACUUGUCAAGUACAAGUGAAAGCAGUACAAGUACCACACAGAAUAAAUCGCCUGGCAAAGUCAUCAAUCCUACCAAGGCAAUCUUAAAGCGCCUUGACAAGUUGUGCAGCACAGUUCUUGAUGUGUCAAGCAAGAACAAUCGGACUGCAGAGCCAGCAGUUUUGACAGAAACACCGAAUGUUCUACGGGAGGCAACUAAGCAAGCUGAUCAGCUGAAGUCACUGUUUGCACGCCCUACCUUAAAUCCUAAUUUAUUGUCGGCUGGCAACGAAAUGCAAACUUCGUUAGAUUCCACACAGAGUAUUCCAUUUGGUACCUAUCAACUUCCUCAAAGUCAACACCAGCUGCAGGGGUAUGGAAAUCAACCAACUGGAUAUCAGGUUGCAGCCGUGAUGAUGCCUCCAAACGAUUUAUAUGAGAACCAUUGGCUUGGACCAGCAAAGAAGGUUCCUUUGGGGAACGGCCCACCUGCACAGCGUUAUCACUCAACCGUCCCCUGGUCUCAUCGUGCCACUGAGUUACCAUUGCCGGACGAUACAUCACAAGACGACACAGACUCUCACAGACGAUCAAAGUCUCGCAAAAGACUGAAAAAGAAAUUCAGGCAGAAAAGCCGGUCCAGAAGAGCAGCUCAUUCGCGCCAAGACGAUUUUAUAUCAGAAUGCAAGGCACACGUCGACGGACACCAGCAUCACUGGGCAUCCUACUGUGGGUCUCAACUGCUGGUACAUCCCAACAAUGCCAGACACACGGGUUGCUGUCACUUCGGUCAUCACGUGAAUCCAGUACAUACACACUCUCAACAAAACAUGCAUCGCAUUCAAAGUGUUGGCUUUCCACCUCCUUAUCACACUCAUCAUUUAAAAUGUGCUGGUCAUCCUCAAGUCGUUCAGCUGCCAUCAUCUUCAUCACUAUCAUCAAAAACUGCGUCUUACUCUGUUCCAUCUUACUCUGUUUCACACUCUGAACCUUGUAAGCAUGGUUAUCAGUCAAACUUAUCAAGCCACGUACAUGCAGUGAGUCAAUGCCCGACAAGUAGUUGUUGCGUGGGUUCGCAAUCCAAAAUGUUGGAAAGACCACCAAACCUUUCCGCUCAAGCUCCUCAGACGAGUUGCUAUCAACAUGUUGACUCUGGUAUUUACGUCAAACCAAUGUCAGAACAGCGGAGACUAUUUCCAGGUGAGGAGAACGUAUCUCAUAGUACCUAUUACCAAAAACCAAGUGGUUCCUCCGAUCAAUGUAUAAGUGGUUAUUUGGAUGGUAGGUCUAAGGUGAACACAGCAGGUGCCCCAACAGCACAACAAAGCUACUCGAUGUCAGAGUCCUCCCAGUUGCCAGCUGGAUUUUUUGGGAGUGGUUUGCCCAGGUCUCCAAUCUUACAAAAUACCAAAUCCGGCAAAACUGAUGAUAAGCUUGUCCAUCAGGAAUCGCCUGUGAGCAGUAAUCAUCCGAUUGGAAACAUCGAUGGAAGUGUUUCGAAGAUUCUUCAGCAACAAGACUGUCAAAACCAUCUUUUUUCAAGGCAACCUGGAGGACCGAAUACAAUGAUGUCUUUUGAUGGUGUCGAUGAAAAAGGACUCCUCGAUAAUGGCAAUGAUUUGGGACAGGCACAAAUGCAGGGCCUUUCGACAAACGAGAGACUUGUGAUACCCGCUCGAGUAGAUGAUGGCAGGGCACUGGAAAAUAUCCGAAUAAAUGAUCAUGAAAAGGGAUCUAUUGGACAACCACGAACUCAUAUCGUAAAUCAAAACACAUCACAUGUCAUGUCUUCUCAUGCAAUUGAUCAGCAAGGUUCGCCCCAGCUGAUGCGGUCAGUAAUAGCGAUGAGGGCCAAUUUGGCUUCUGAUCCUACAACUACCGAAGACUGGCAGCAAGUAGAAGCCAGAUUCGAUAAACUUCAACGCGAAAAGAUAAGCAUUGAAGGUAGACUCUGUCGAACUCCUCAGAAUGGUCGAGAGAACGCCGAAAAGAAGCGCCUUACUGAAUAUUUGGCCAAACUGGACGCUGAGAUAUCAGCGCUAAAACUGUUGCUUCUCAAACGCUUUAAUGAGGUGAGGAAACGAAACAUCAGGAAAGGCUAGACCCAGCGCUCUUCAAAGUAUAAGUUAUAAAGUGCUUUGAGACAUCCAUAUUUCUCAGCACUCCACCUAUACUUUCAAAACAUUACGCAUGUGGUCCAUUAAAUCUUACGUUUUGCUCGAAUGUACGAUUUAUUUUUGUGUAUGCCUAUUAUUUCACGAAUACUACAAAAACU